This is a messenger RNA of Pseudomassariella vexata, 1860 nucleotides long. RefSeq lists its product as uncharacterized. NCBI's taxonomy places the organism in Eukaryota, Fungi, Ascomycota, Sordariomycetes, Amphisphaeriales, Pseudomassariaceae. Bases 1 to 1860 code for a protein of 619 amino acids. The record is from RefSeq and is a predicted model, not a curated record. The transcript has a single exon.
AUGGGAUCCUCGCCUAACCAGCCACCCAAGUUCGGUGAACACCCUGCGGUCAUGUCCAGCGCAUCCACGGAACUUGAAGCCACAAGUCAAGCCCUGGACCAAAACACGCAAACUUCCAUUGAAAUCGGCAACCAGAUAGAGGCCGCCCAGGCGCUGACCAUCCAACUCCUCGCGUCCGGCUUCGACGUUAACCGCCACGAUCAGCUGAAGCCUCCCCCCAACGACAACGUCGCCAUUGCCGUGUCCCGUUUCUCACGCGCCGUAGACACCUACAUUUGUGCCAACCUCCACGGAAAGGACCAAGAGGCCAAGGUGCAAUUCCUCGACAUGCUACUCAUCGAGCUCGAGCGUGGCAGCGAGGUCCUCGCGGAACGCCGGGAGUGCAGUGGCAUCAAGAAGUUCUUGACUGCCGCAGUCCAGAGACAACUCGAUGAGGUCAGGAAGGAAGCCGCGGAACUGAAGAAUGUGGUCGCCAAUCGCGACGAGGAGAUCGGAUACCUCAUUCAGGGGAACGCGCACAUGGUCGAUGAGAUUAUGAUGUGGGAGAUGGGCAAGGUUGACAUGGAGUGGCAUAUGAAAACUCUGGAGGGGGACAAGAAGAAGAUGAAGGCUGAGUUGGAGGCUGCGCAGAAGGAUGCUGCUAAGGCGAAGAAGGAGUUGGGGCUGUUGGGAGUCGCGCAGAAGAAGAACUUGUCUGCCGCCAACAAGGCUCGGGUUGAGGCUGCCAAGAAGUCUGAACGCCUGGAGGCCGAGGCUGAGACACUGCGGAAGGAGAACAAAAGACUUGAGGCGAAAGUAGCGACUGGUGCGAAGCGUAGUGGCACACAGCCGGACCAAGUACACGAUGAAUUGAUCACGCAGAAGGUCGCCCUUCAGCGGGUAGCCAGAGAUUUGAAGCGGGAGAAUGAGGCGAUGAUGAAAAAACUCCAGGAACUCAAGACCAAGGAGCAAGAGAAAGAUUACGAGAUCUUGUAUCUGAAGGACGAUCUCUCGAACAUAAAUAAGGAGAAGAAUGUGCAGAUCGAGCUGCUGAAGAAGAACGUCGUGAAAAAGGCCAAAGAGAAAGAUACCCAGACUGAGCGCCUGAAGCAAGAAUCGGCAAUCACGACUCAGGAUCUCGAAGCUAACGUCACCCAUCUGCAGACCAACGUCGCUGUCCAGGAGGGAAUGGAACCGAAUGCCAAUCUCCAAGCCUGUAAGUAUCAGCAGGACAACCACGACCAGCGACUACGAAUCAUUGACUUCCAAAACAAACUUGCACAAACCAACGAUCAGCUCUCUCAGACACAGGAUGCAAAUAAACGCUUGCUCGGAGAUCUAGAUGCUGCCCAAGGACGUUGUGCUCAAGGCGAAGAGGAGAGCCAUCAUCUGCAAACUCAACUGGAGGACUCGCAUCAAGAAAUCAAGGAGCUUCGACAAAAACUUCUCGUCGGCACCGUCAGACCUUCCCGAAGUCCCUCGCCCUCCGAGGGCAGAGGGUGCAAACUACAGCAACGCCGCCACGCUUCUAAUCCUAUCGCUGGCAUAGAUUCACUUAAGGACAAAGAGCUGAUUGAAGAACUCGAGACACGAUUGGCUGUCGCGGAGGAGUGCGAGACGGGACUGCAAUUCUGGAUCCGUGGGUUUUGUCAAAGCGCGUUGCUGGAGAAGAAGUCGUUGCUGGGAAAACUCGAGGCAAAGGCUGGUGAAGUGGCUGUUCUCCAGGAGAAGAAUGCGCAGUUGUCGCUAACCCGCGAGGGCGAGCUUGGUGAGAUGGGAAAGAGGUAUGAGGCUGCGAUGGGUGUUAUUGUGGAUUUGGGGGGACAGCUGAACCAUGCUUCGGAGAAGAUCUCGUUGUUGGAGGCCAAAAUGAAGAAUUGA